CUUUUCGUUUCACUUCCUUUUUUUUUUAUCUUUUCGAUAAUGUCAGCCAGCAUGGAUUUGUCUCGCAUGUGUAGCGUUGGGUUAUUAACCCACGAAUGUUUUGAUGAUCUUGGCAACUUCAUUGUGCAAGCGGAAGAAGCAGGUCAUGAUUUCGUGGUGACUCCCAUCUCGCACCCUACUUUUCGACGCGUCUUGAAUGAAGAUAAUGCCACAGACAAGGAAACGCAAGAGAACUGGAAAGAUCGUCCCGUCUUUAACCGCAACGAUUUAGUCAUCAAGUCAGCCGAAUGGUCUGGAAAGGCUAUUGGGUUAUUAGCAAACUGGAUCCAUCUUGAUUCAACCAACGCUGAAAUCCGUCUUUGUUCCGAGUUGGCUUUAAAGCAAGAAAUCGAAUGGGCUUGUCAUAUUAGUUUAACAGGUCUUAUUUUCCCUUCUUUGCCCAAGGGUAGCUUGUUCAACACAGCCAGAGCCAUUAACAAUGCUGUACGAUCCAUGUCAUUCACACAGUUUUUGGUGAGAGUGCCAUUAACUGAUAAAUCUGCAGUACAAUCCAACCUUCCCUGGAAACAAUGGAACCGACUCAGAACAUUGACAGAAUACAACACGAAAAUUGGUGUAGUGCUUGAGCUGACCUCCGAGUUACCGAUUGACGAAAAGUUAUUGAACAUGUGGCUCGCUGAGCCAGUAAAGGCAGUAAUUGUGCCUGCCGAGAUCUUUGUGGAGAAUUCCAAGGGAUAUCCUGUGCUGACGAAACCUCACCAAAAGUUCAUCAAGAAAUUGAUGGACAAGAUGAAGCCCGAUAUGAUUGUGACUUUACCUAACACACCGAUUCACAAAUUAGCCACGCCCUCUUCUUACAGUGAAUACAUUAGUUUCUUGAACCGCAAUUUACCCGAGUUACAGGACGUGGACAAGUUUGCUACAGGUUAUCAGGAUUAUUUGCAGGCUCCUUUACAACCUUUGAUGGAUAACUUGGAGAAUCAGACGUAUGAGGUUUUUGAAAAGGAUCCCAUCAAGUAUCAACAGUAUGAAAAGGCGGUUUAUAAAGCAUUGAUGGAUCGUGUUGAACAUAAUUCGGAUAUCGUCACUACAAUCAUGGUGGUAGGUGCUGGUAGAGGACCUUUGGUCAAUUGCUGUUUACGUGCGUCAGAAAAGUCCGAACGUAAGGUCCAUAUUUAUGCGCUUGAAAAGAAUCAAAAUGCGUUUGUUACAUUACAAAAUGCGAAAGCGGAUGUAUGGGGAGAUAAGGUGACACUUGUAUUUGCGGAUAUGAGAAAAUGGAAACCUGCCACGCAAUGUGAUAUUUUAGUAAGUGAGCUUCUGGGAUCAUUUGGCGAUAAUGAAUUAUCACCCGAAUGUUUAGACGGAGCGCAAAAGUUUUUGAAGGAGGAUGGUAUUUCUAUUCCUGCGAAUUAUACGGCGUAUGCUUCACCUUUGGCAUCGACCCGAUUGAACAAUAAUGUGGCUGCUUAUAAAGAUUUGGAGCAUUAUGAGACGCCGUAUGUUGUGAUGUUUCAACAAGUAUGUGAAUUAGCAGCACCUAAACCUCUUUGGGAAUUCAGUCAUCCCAAUAAGCAAAUCGGUGUUGAACCCAUGAACAACUUACAUAAUGUACGUUAUAGUCAAGUUUCGUUUGAUGUGGAGCAUGAUAUGGUGAUGAAUGGUAUUGCAGGAUACUUCGAAUCUGUGCUUUAUAAGGAUGUGAUGAUCUCCAUUCGUCCCGAGACACAUUCACCAGGUAUGUUUAGUUGGUUCCCUAUCUUCUUUCCUAUCCGUACUCCUGUUCAAGUACCCCAAGGCUCGACCGUUACCAUGGAUUUCUGGAGAUUGACUGAUGCAAAGAAGGUGUGGUAUGAGUGGACAGUGUCUGUCUAUGGUAGUGGAGGUCAGGAAAUGACCGUCUUACCUAUUCACAACGUGCAAGGCAGAUCCUACUAUGUCGGACUUUAGUUGCUUUCUUUUUUUUUUGUAAAACACACGAUGACAUGUGUGAUCUAUCAUCCCAAAAAAUAAAAAAAAAUAAAAAUUGAAAAAAAAAAAGAGGC
This is a messenger RNA of Mucor mucedo, 2045 nucleotides long. RefSeq names its product PRMT5 arginine-N-methyltransferase-domain-containing protein. NCBI's taxonomy places the organism in Eukaryota, Fungi, Mucoromycota, Mucoromycetes, Mucorales, Mucoraceae. Gene Ontology annotation, biological process: regulation of DNA-templated transcription; peptidyl-arginine N-methylation. The transcript is spliced from 5 exons. The record is from RefSeq and is a predicted model, not a curated record. Gene Ontology annotation, cellular component: cytosol; nucleus. Bases 40 to 1950 code for a protein of 636 amino acids.